AUGGCCAAACGCUCUCGAGUUCCCACCAAUACUGCUGCCGCCGCCGCCGCCGCCAAACGGGCGCGCCUAUCAAGGCCCUCUGUCCUAUCUCAGCGAUCGCUGUCGCCUCAGGAAACCCUUGGCGCCGCCGUAAGCCAGGCCACAACGUUUGAGUCGCAAUUUUUCGAGUCGCAAACAGAGGAGGAGGGUGCGGCUGAGGGCAGCCAGGCUGGUACAGCAGCAACAACAGAGGCUAGUGUUGAUACAGAGCCUGAUAAUGGCGAUAACUUUGACGGCAUUAACUGGGAUCGCCUCCCUCGGUUCAUGAAGCCUCUUACAACUGGGCGGCGCGUCAAGAGUUGGAUCUUUCAACAUGGAUAUCGCGUUGUUGAGCUCUACGAUCAGAAUCGAGUGUGGUUUGUAUGCAAAUACUGCCACAUCCACAAGGUCAUUGACACUGGCGGCAGUGGAGUUUUUGACGUAUCAAAGGCCACCUCCUCAGCUGCAGCCAGUGAUCGGAAUGGUCUGGUCUGGUCUGGUCUGAGGGUACAGACCAGACCAGACCAGGUGCUUACAUAA
Molecule: messenger RNA, 558 nt
Organism: Pyrenophora tritici-repentis Pt-1C-BFP
Lineage: Eukaryota; Fungi; Ascomycota; Dothideomycetes; Pleosporales; Pleosporaceae
Source: RefSeq, a predicted model, not a curated record